Messenger RNA from Oncorhynchus gorbuscha (pink salmon), 2990 nucleotides. Its product is annotated as polycomb group RING finger protein 5-B-like. Gene Ontology annotation, biological process: regulation of transcription by RNA polymerase II. The transcript has 9 exons. Lineage: Eukaryota; Metazoa; Chordata; Actinopteri; Salmoniformes; Salmonidae. The record is from RefSeq and is a predicted model, not a curated record. The coding region runs from base 324 to 1052 and encodes 242 amino acids. Gene Ontology annotation, cellular component: PRC1 complex.
CGAAACUUAAAUUCCGUAUUCUUGCCACUAGUUUCAUACUAGCCUACGUCGCUGAUAUCACCAGGAGAACGCAGUGUCAUGGUCACUCUAUUAUUCCCAUUCUACCAGCUAUAAUAACCUAAUGGAAAAAGUAGAGAGGUUACGAGGUAAUCUGAGAGUGAAAAUAUCUUCAGAUUGUGUUUCCCAGCUGAUGAGGACUGGCUGAAGAUGAUGAAGAUGACGCAUAUACAGGGGACACCCCAGCAGUGUCAGGGGCUGCAGGGACCUCUGUGAUUGUUGACCCUACCUCAUCCCUGAUCUCCCCAGCUCUGCAGGGGCUCACCAUGGCCACUCGGAGGACACCCUUGGUCCAAACCAGCUUGGUGAAAGACUUUAACCACUUCAUUACCUGCUACCUGUGCAGAGGUUACCUGAUCAAACCCACCACGGUCACUGAGUGCCUGCACACAUUUUGUAAGAGCUGCAUCAUCCAGCACUUUGAAGACAGUAAUGACUGUCCCAAAUGUGGCAUUCAAGUCCACGAAACGAACCCUCUAGAGAUGCUAAGGUUGGACAAUACUCUUGAGGAAAUCAUUUUCAAGCUUGUGCCUGGAUUACGAGAAAAAGAGGGACAGCAGGAGAUUGAUUUCUGGAGGAAGAAUAAAUCAAAAGAAAGUUCACAAGGAGACGGCCUUGGGUCGAAGAAGCUUGGGCUCAGUGAUGAGGAUGAUGAUGAUGAUGAUGAUGACCAGGAUUACCACAGGAGCGACCCCCAGAUAGCCCUCUGCCUCGACUGUCUCCACAACAAUGGCUAUGCUGCAGACAACACAGUGAAGUGUUUAUUGAAGAAGUUCAUUCAUUGCUCUAGUCGAGUCACGGUGGGAACCAUCAAGAAGUUUCUCAGUCUAAAGUUAAAGCUUUCUAGCUCUUGUGAGCUGGAUGUGCUGUGUAAUGGGGAGAUCAUGGGGAAGGACCACACUCUGGAGUUCAUCUACAUGACCCGCUGGAGGCUGCACAGUGACCACAGAUUUCCCAUGGUCCUGGAGUAUAGGCCACGAAUAGACUUUGGGUGAACGAAGCCCUGGAAGCCUUCAUAGACAAACAAAGCAAGGACUGGAUGUACAUGCAGCCAAGGCCAGGAACUCUGUCCUUCCAAACCUUUCUGAACUUCUCAACAUUUGACCAUUUGUUUUUUCUUUCUCAUUCUGUUUCAUUUAGUUGCGUCCUUUGUUGUUGGAACAUUCUGUGUCCUUUGUUGUUGGAACAUUCUGUGUCCUUUGUUGUUGGAACAUUCUGUGUCCUUUGUUGUUGGAACAUUCUGUGUCCUUUGUUGUUGGAACAUUCUGUGUCCUUUGUUGUUGGAACAUUCUGUGUCCUUUGUUGUUGGAACAUUCUGUGUCCUUUGUUGUUGGAACAUUCUGUGUCCUUUGUUGUUGGAACAUUCUGUGUCCUUUGUUGUUGGAACAUUCUGUGUCCUUUGUUGUUGGAACAUUCUGUGUCCUUUGUUGUUGGAACAUUCUGUGUCCUUUGUUGUUGGAACAUUCUGUGUCCUUUGUUGUUGGAACAUUCUGUGUCCUUUGUUGUUGGAACAUUCUGUGUCCUUUGUUGUUGGAACAUUCUGUGUCCUUUGUUGUUGGAACAUUCUGUGUCCUUUGUUGUUGGAACAUUCUGUGUCCUUUGUUGUUGGAACAUUCUGUGUCCUUUGUUGUUGGAACAUUCUGUGUCCUUUGUUGUUGGAACAUUCUGUGUCCUUUGUUGUUGGAACAUUCUGUGUCCUUUGUUGUUGGAACAUUCUGUGUCCUUUGUUGUUGGAACAUUCUGUGUCCUUUGUUGUUGGAACAUUCUGUGUCCUUCGUUGUUGGAACAUUCUGUGUCCUUCGUUGUUGGAACAUUCUGUGUCCUUCGUUGUUGGAACAUUCUGUGCUUGUGGCCAAAGUGAUCUUCAAGACAUGUAACUAAAGCCAAGCUUAGCUGAAACAUGGGUGUAUGAAUAUAUCAAAGUUGUAUUUACUCCCAACUCCAAGGGCUUCCACCCAAUGCCUGACUAAAACAUGUUUUAUGUCUUUUAUAAAUGCACAUAACAUAUCCACAGAUUUGCCCACCAUCAAUCAAUUAGGGAAAUUUUCCUGUGACAGGGCACCUUAAUAAUGUUGUCAACAAGUUUCAAAGAGUCUAAACCGAAGCCCAUUCGUCUUCAUUCUGUUCCAUGCUCAGUUAAUAACCAGUCUGACAAGCUGCUGAAAUCUACAAACGCUCUCUGGCAGAGGCUGGGCAACCUGCAGGAUGGGGAGAGAAACAUUAAGCCUCUCUUUCUCUGUCACACACACUCAACCCAUACUGCGGUGUGAUUACCCUGGCUCCUGCCAAUCUCAGACUUGUGCUAAUAGCUUUUUUGGCACCGUUCUGAGUGCGGAGGUAUUAUAUUUCAGUUUUUCAGAUUGAUCAUAGUAUGUUUAGACUAGAGAUAUACUAUCUUACAUGUUUUUAAAGGGAAACUAAUGGUGUGUACAUUUCAUAUUGUUACUAGACCUUUGAUCUAAAUGUGUUUUAUGAAAUAGAUGACAUUACAACAUGAGAGUAAGAUAUAUGUAUUAUGGAUCUUGGAUAUAUUUGAUCACAGAACAUCUUUGUGCACUGUACGAGCGGGUUGGCCAUAAAGCUUAUUCUAUUAACGUUGAGGUGUACUGAAGUGGUCUCUUUCAGAGUAAUUCAGUAUAGAGAGUAUAAGGUAUCUGCUUCCUUACCUAGACAUCUCAUGUUUAGCCUUUUCAUCUAUGUUGAUAUGAUUUAUAUGUGAAGAACAUUGAGGUGAAGACACGCUGUCCAUCUGCUGAAAAAUAGGAUGCAUUUUGGAAACAUGUACAUAUUCUUAUGGUUAAUGUUUUAUGCUGCUUAGAAUAUAUUUUUGAAAUGUACUGCCUCUGAAUCAUUCUUGAGAGCUGUGAAGAAAAAUAGUUCAUAUCUGUAUUUGAUUUAUAAUUAUUACUCAUGAAUAAAUGUAAUGUUUUGUA